This is a messenger RNA of Meriones unguiculatus (Mongolian gerbil), 931 nucleotides long. It is a transcript of the gene Imp3, whose product is annotated as IMP U3 small nucleolar ribonucleoprotein 3. NCBI's taxonomy places the organism in Eukaryota, Metazoa, Chordata, Mammalia, Rodentia, Muridae. Gene Ontology annotation, biological process: rRNA processing. Gene Ontology annotation, molecular function: structural constituent of ribosome; snoRNA binding; rRNA binding. The record is from RefSeq and is a predicted model, not a curated record. Gene Ontology annotation, cellular component: Mpp10 complex; small-subunit processome; small ribosomal subunit. Bases 61 to 615 code for a protein of 184 amino acids. The transcript has a single exon.
CUAGGCGGAAGUUGCGCUGCGAUCUGAACGUGCUCUCGGAUUUCUCAGCCAUCCUCCAUCAUGGUGCGGAAGCUCAAGUUCCACGAGCAGAAGCUGCUGAAGCAGGUGGACUUCCUGAACUGGGAGGUCACCGACCACAACCUUCACGAGCUGCGCGUCCUGCGGCGGUACGGGCUGCAGCGACGGGAGGAGUACACGCGCUACAACCAACUGAGCCGCGCCGUGCGCGAGCUGGCGCGGCGCCUGCGCGACCUGCCCGAGCGCGACCCGUUUCGCGUGCGCGCCUCGGCCGCGCUGCUGGACAAGCUGUACUCGCUGGGCCUGGUGCCCACGCGCGGCUCGCUGGAGCUCUGCGACUCCGUCACGGCCUCGUCCUUCUGCCGCCGCCGCCUGCCUACGCUGCUGCUCAAGCUACGCAUGGCGCAGCAUCUUCAGGCUGCCGUGGCCUUCGUGGAGCAGGGUCACGUCCGCGUGGGCCCGGACGUGGUCACCGACCCCGCCUUUCUCGUCACUCGAAGCAUGGAGGACUUCGUCACUUGGGUGGACUCGUCCAAGAUCAAGCGGCACGUGCUGGAGUACAACGAGGAGCGCGAUGACUUUGAUCUGGAUGCCUAGCGAGCCUUCUCGCCGUGGCUCGCCAGCGCAGGUCCCGCCGAGCCGGCGGUGGGGAGGGCCGCCCCUGUGUUCCGGGAAGUCUUCGUAGAAUUUGGACCGAUAAUGAAGUGACCGUUUCUUGGGAGACACUAGGAAGAAGCAGUUUUGUGCUGCCGUGGCCACUAUUAAGCUUUUUGUGCUUUAAACUUUGGUAUAGAAGCAGGAGUGUUAUCCCUUCUUUGCUUUAUCAUCUAAUAGGCGUGUAGAGAUGGAGAAUGUGAGUUCAGUUUAUAUAUAUAUAUAUAUAAACUCUCUGUAUAAAGUGGUGUGACCUGAA